Nicotiana attenuata is the source of this 1523-nucleotide messenger RNA. RefSeq names its product GDSL esterase/lipase At4g10955-like. NCBI's taxonomy places the organism in Eukaryota, Viridiplantae, Streptophyta, Magnoliopsida, Solanales, Solanaceae. The record is from RefSeq and is a predicted model, not a curated record. Gene Ontology annotation, biological process: lipid metabolic process. The coding region runs from base 212 to 1303 and encodes 363 amino acids. The transcript is spliced from 3 exons.
CAUAACCUAAAUUAGGACAAAAGUAAACAUUAAGGAACAUCACUUUUGUGUCAUUCAUAGAGGAAAGAGACAGAACCAUCAAUUGUUUGUACAAUCGAAAACGACAGUUGAGCGCCAACGUUCCACCUCCUUCUCCAGCUUCCUGCAACCCCCCCCCCCCCUUUGGCUGUUUGAGAUAGAGGCAAAGGUGGGUUCUAACAAAUCUCAGCAAAUGGCAACCGGAAAUGGCAUUUUAACCACUACUAAGGGUCAAGAAGAGCAAAAUAUAUUAAUCUCAGAGAGGGAAAUUUUUGACCUAUGUGGACCUCUGCACCUAACUGCUAUUGACUGGGAAAAUGUUGCUCAUCGACGAUCUGUGGCUGCGAGUUUGGUUCAGGGUGUCUACAUCCUAGAGCGAGACCGGCAAGAAAAGCGGCAGGAAGCUCAAGCUUUUGCUCCUCCGUGGUGGAAACAUUUCGAAUUUCAGUUAUAUCGCGUGCUUGUUGAUGAUGUUGAUUCCUGCAUUUUUGGUGCUAUAUAUAAAUUCGCACCGUCAAAAUCUUAUGCUGGUGAUUCCAUAGAUAAAGCCCCACGGUUUGUUAUUGCUUUCCGUGGGACCUUAACCAAAGGUGAUGCAUUUACACGAGAUGUAGAAUUGGAUGUCCACAUAAUUAGAAAUGGACUUCAUCGGACAUCUCGCUUUGAAACAGCCAUUCAAGCUGUUCGACAUGUGGUUGCCACAUUCGGAAGCUCAAAUAUCUGGCUAACCGGUCAUUCAUUAGGAGCUGCAAUGGCAAUGCUUGCUGGCAAAACCAUGGCAAAGACCGGUGUAUUUCUAGAUGCAUUUUUGUUUAAUCCACCAUUCUUGGCGGCUCCAAUAGAAAGAAUUAAACAUGAAAAAGUGAAACACGGGAUCAGAUUUGCAACCAGUGUUAUAACAGCUGGACUUGCUUUUGCUGCGAAGACUAAAAUUGUGAAUACUCGAUCUGGAGAUACAUUCGUUGCAUUAUCUGCAUGGACGCCGUGCCUAUAUGUGAAUCCAUCUGAUCCUAUCUGCGCAGAAUACAUCGGCUACUUUCAACACAGGGAUAGGAUGGAUACAAUGGGAGCAGGAGUUAUUGAGAAGGUAGCAACCCAACACUCGAUUGGUGGUCUUGUCAUGAAUUUCAUGGGGAAGGAAUGUGAUGAGCCGCUGCACCUUAUUCCAUCAGCCAACUUAACAGUUAAUUUGAGUCCUUCGACGGUCUUCAAAGAAGCUCAUGGAAUUCACCAAUGGUGGAAACCUGAUCUACUUGUUGAGUCCAAGAAACACCAGUUCACAUAACAAAUGGUUCAAAACAAAUACCACUACUGCACUUGACAGAUGGUAUGUUUGUCUAAUUUGUUCCUCUCCUCGGGUAUGUUUAUAUUUUGCGCUUAGCGUAAUGGCUCUUGUACUGGUGCGACCGUUGCUUUAGAGAUGCAUUGUUACCUUCAACUUCUAUUUUGUUCAUUCAUGUUUCUAUAUUUUAGUGAAUCCAUCUACCCCUAGUGGGCUUCUUUCA